This is a messenger RNA of Colletotrichum abscissum, 255 nucleotides long. RefSeq lists its product as uncharacterized. NCBI's taxonomy places the organism in Eukaryota, Fungi, Ascomycota, Sordariomycetes, Glomerellales, Glomerellaceae. The transcript has a single exon. The record is from RefSeq and is a predicted model, not a curated record. Bases 1 to 255 code for a protein of 84 amino acids.
AUGGCAAAUCAGUGUGUACGUACUUACACUGCCACUGGCCUGCGAUUUCCAAGCCUUUAUUGUUCAUCUACCGUAAAGCGAUGCUUGCCGCAUUUGCACCUCAGUCAUUCAAAGCAAGGCGAAAACGAGAGAGAUCCAAAACGGCCGCUCAAGAUACACCCAAAUCUGGUCUCUGACCGGCGAUCGACCACGAAGAGUCUCCGAUCAAUACAAAUCACCGCCGCGCCCUACUCCGUCCUGCGUAUGUGCCAGUAG